GAGAAACAUGUCUUGUCUAAAUGGGCCCGUUGAUGGGUCGUCGGGGAUCAAACAGACAACCAUUGGCCAAACAGCCAUUAACAGAAGGGAAAACAAUGGCGUAUGGGCCUGAUUUUAUUCGUGGUGAUGUUCCUGAGAUGAUCUCGUUUUACUCAGGACAAUGGCCUGCUAAAUCCCUGAAUAUGAGCAAUGAUUACCUUUACGCACAGGACUCCAGCAGAGUGCAUCACGAUGACUUAAGGACUCGCCCAGACACGCACCGUCGCCGGAAGCGCACCACCUUCAGCAAGUCGCAGCUGAGCCAGCUGGAGAGAGCAUUCUCCAUCACGCAGUACCCCAACAUUAAAAUGAAAGAGUCUCUCGCUUCUAUAACCGGUUUACCGGAGUCAAAAAUUCAGGUCUGGUUUCAAAAUAGGCGCGCACGUUACUUCAAGAGCAAGAAACCGACCACACAGGCCCUGAAAUCUCCUACAGACAAUAUCCAGCACCAGUUCACCUACACUGUGCCGCCCAGCCCCCGUUUUCCUCAGCCGGCUUCUUCAUUCUCACCUACCCCCAACCUGCCGCCUCCACCAGGAUACCCUACUUUACCUCAGUCCACCAGGCUCUCAACAAUCCUCAACAGUCAGGCCACGUCCCUGCCCGUACCUACAUCUCCUGAUCUAUCUAACUCCCCGCAUGGAGUGCCCAAAGACUGUCACUUCCAAACCCCAGACUUCAUGGAUUCAUACCAAGAUAAGUUGCCACAGAGUGAACUUGAUGAUUGGGAUUUUACGGAGUUCGAGACUUUCCUGGCAGGCGAACAUGAAUCCCAUUCAGAUGACAUUUGCUACCAUUCAGCAACACAAUCUGAGUCCAACCCUCGCCUCCAGAGGCGAUUGGACCACCAGGGUUUCACCAGCACAGACGAGUCCUUGGAAGACCCAUAUGCCCGAUGCUUCCAGGACUUGGUGGGUGACUUCAGCUUGUCAGAUUUAUAUAUUUCAGCUGCAAUGAUUGAUUAUCUUCUGGACUGAUUGGACCUUGGAAAAUGACACGCUAAAAACCAUGUUGUA
Messenger RNA from Melanotaenia boesemani (Boeseman's rainbowfish), 1055 nucleotides. RefSeq names its product homeobox protein SEBOX-like. Gene Ontology annotation, molecular function: DNA-binding transcription factor activity, RNA polymerase II-specific; RNA polymerase II cis-regulatory region sequence-specific DNA binding. NCBI's taxonomy places the organism in Eukaryota, Metazoa, Chordata, Actinopteri, Atheriniformes, Melanotaeniidae. The coding region runs from base 21 to 1016 and encodes 331 amino acids. The record is from RefSeq and is a predicted model, not a curated record. The transcript has 4 exons. Gene Ontology annotation, cellular component: nucleus. Gene Ontology annotation, biological process: regulation of transcription by RNA polymerase II.